Rhinocladiella mackenziei CBS 650.93 is the source of this 696-nucleotide messenger RNA. RefSeq lists its product as uncharacterized. Gene Ontology annotation, molecular function: fatty acyl-CoA hydrolase activity. NCBI's taxonomy places the organism in Eukaryota, Fungi, Ascomycota, Eurotiomycetes, Chaetothyriales, Herpotrichiellaceae. The record is from RefSeq and is a predicted model, not a curated record. Bases 1 to 696 code for a protein of 231 amino acids. The transcript is spliced from 2 exons.
AUGUCAGUAGUCUCCAACCAGAUUCUCCCAGUUCAAACUAAUGUACAAACAGAAGAACGUCCCCCAAGGAAAGAGAAGAGGAAAAGAGUCGAGACUUUUCAUGAAGCGGAAGACCGUUAUAUCAUGGAAGAUCGCAAACACUCUAAGGCCGAACGCUACACGACAGAUUUGUUGGAGAUUCCUGGGAUGGCGUUCGAUGUGAGCGUGCCUGAUCCCAAAGAGCGGAUUCAAGUGUAUAUCGAUGCGUAUCGCAAAAGCGAUCCUGCGAAUCACCAGGGGUUUGACGAAGUUUUUAUGCGCGAGCAUAUAUCGGUUGUCAGUGCCACGAGGUCGGCAGACAAGGCGGCAGCAGUGUUUGAGAUGAAGGCGGCACCUGUGUUUACGAACCGGAUGGGCAACAUGCACGGCGGCGCGGUCGCGAUGAUUCACGACAUGUGCACCACCAUGACCGCCGCGCCAUUGGCAAAGAAGGAAUUCUGGUGGUUUGGCGGAGUAUCACGGACGUUGUCGAUAACGUACCUCAGGCCGGUGCGGAAGGACAUGGAGCUCUCCAUCGAAUGCGAAGUCCUGCAGCAGGGCAUGCGCCUGUCCACGAUCCGCAGCCAGAUGCGGAACAAGAAGACGGGUGCUCUGCUUUCAGUCGCGGAGCACAACAAGGCCAGCAUCGACUUUGUGGAAACCACAGGACGAUUAUGA